Messenger RNA from Arvicola amphibius (Eurasian water vole), 3217 nucleotides. RefSeq names its product G protein subunit gamma 7 (gene Gng7). Gene Ontology annotation, cellular component: heterotrimeric G-protein complex. Gene Ontology annotation, biological process: G protein-coupled receptor signaling pathway. Gene Ontology annotation, molecular function: G-protein beta-subunit binding. The transcript is spliced from 4 exons. Bases 158 to 367 code for a protein of 69 amino acids. The record is from RefSeq and is a predicted model, not a curated record. Lineage: Eukaryota; Metazoa; Chordata; Mammalia; Rodentia; Cricetidae.
GUGGAAGAGCCUUCUCCAGGCCCCGCGGUGCGUUUGGCUGAGAGGCGGCUGAGACACCGGCUGGAGACAGGGAGCGAAGGCUUCUGGUUGGAACCUCGGUGCUGGGACGGUGGACUCGGUGCAGCUCUCUGGACGGUGGGGUCCAGGCUGAUGGCUGAUGAUGUCAGGGACUAACAACGUUGCCCAGGCCCGGAAGCUGGUGGAGCAGCUGCGCAUUGAAGCCGGGAUCGAGCGCAUCAAGGUCUCCAAAGCCUCGUCAGAACUGAUGAAUUACUGCGAGCAGCAUGCCAGGAGCGACCCCUUGCUGGUCGGCGUGCCAGCCUCUGAGAACCCGUUCAAAGACAAAAAGCCCUGCAUAAUUCUCUAGCACUCUCUCUCUUUCUCUCUCUUGCUCUCUCUCUCUGCCCUUCCUGCCCUCCCACGUAUUGUCCAGUUUUUACUAUGAGAAAAAUAUCUGAGUUUCUCACACUUUGAUUUCUGAAGAAACAGAAACUAACUGAAGCAGAUCCUCCUGAAUAAGGUGGCGUUUGCGACCCCUCCGUGGGCCUCUGCCCGCCCAGAUGUUAGCAGCCCCCACCCCCUCGUGUCAAGCACCCCUGGGAACCUGAGUGAUGGGACUGUUAUAAAACUCCCCUUAGCUGGCACUGGGGACAUGGCUCAGCCGGUGAGAUGCAUGUCUUACCAGCACGAGGACCUGAGUUCUGAUCCCACACACAAAGCCCAGGUGCAGGGGGGCAUGCCUACGCCCCAGCCCUGGGGGACAGAAGGAAAGAUCCCUAGGGCACUGAACCCCAGUGAGGGACCCUGCCUCAGAACUAGAGGAAUAUAGCCAGCAUUGACCUGUUACUCCACCUGACACACAAGGCACCCUGUGCUGCCCGUGUCCCUCCUGAGUGAGGUCCUGUCAUAUCCGCGGUGAUGUCCUUUCUCUGGGGACCCAGCCCCUUUCAGAAACAGACUUCCAGGUCCCCACACAGAGCGAGCAGUUGCUGGUAUGACUGAGUGGGUGAUUUGUUUUCUCCUAAGCCUGAGACCCAUGUGGUCACUGGCAGCUCCUUCCCCAUUUUCCCGUUACCAAGGCCCUGUGAGGGCAGAAACGCAGGGUUAAUUCUUUUGAAGUGAUUGAGAAAGAGCCACAGAGAUGGGGUCCUGCAUCCCACAUGGGGGUGGUGACUGUGACUCCGGAUCCCUCUUCCCCCUCCUUGGAUCAAAUCACUUUCCAACUGGCUGGAACAGGAGACCCUCAGUGUGAGGACUGUAGACUAGCUCUGCAUUCCACCCUCACUGAAAGAUCCUAGGCGGGGCUCCACCCUGGCCACGCCCCCAGUAAAUCACUGGCGAUUCUAGGCGGGGCUCUACCCUAACCACGCCCCCAGUCUAUUUAUUACUGGGGGAUUCUAGGCAGGGCUCCCUUGACCACACCCCUAGUGAAUCACUGGGAAUCACUGGGGUUUCUGGGCAGGGCUCCGCCUUGACCACAUCCCCAGCCCCCUCACUGGGGGAUUUUAGGCAAGAUCUCCACUUUCUAUUUUGUGAGAAUAGUCUGUCAUCCAGGCUGGCCCGGAACUGGAGAUCUUCCUGCCUCUGCCUCCAGAGUACAUGUAUGACUGGCCUCUGCUUCUUUGCCUGGCAUAGAGUUGGAUUCGAAGAGACCCGGCCUCUAUACAUAGCAGUGACAGUGGCAGGUUGCAGGAGGAAAAGGCUUGGCUGUGCCAACCCUUGCAGGUAUCCUCAGCAUUAGGAUAACCAUGGAUUCAGGAGUGUCCCGCGGUCUCAGGCCCUCGCGGGAAGACCAGUGCAGGCGCAGACAGCAGAAAUGAAGCCAGUGUGGUUCUGUCCUGUGGCCCUGGUGAAAAUCAGCUUCUAAGAACCUGAACCAGGCUGGUCCCUGGACAGUUGCCCAAGUUGCCCGUGGGGAAAGUAAAUGAGUCUUGCUCAGUCCACCUCACCUCCCAGCCCCUCCGGGCACAACCUACCUCCUAGGUAAGGUGGCACGGCCCCCAACUCAUUCUGAUGGGGCAUGGGAAAGACAUCCGUGGUGAGACUAAGGGGAGACAUUGCGGGUGCUAAAAGGGGACCCCGUCCCCCCUCCCUGGGCUGGCUCCCAGAGGACACAGACUGAAGGUCAGACCCCUCCUGUGCAUUGACUCCUCAUUACUGGUCAAGGAAGAUCAGGAGCUUUAGGAAGACCCUGACUCCCUAAACCUGUGUUGGGAUCAGAAAAGCCACUGUGUCUCCCCAAAACUAUAGCCACCUUGCAUUAGGGUGUGAACCAGAGCCCUGGGGUGCACGUAUCCAGCCUCACUGGCAAGGAGAGAGAAAAGCACAUUUUGGGAAUUGAGGCUGCAGCGUAGUGAGAACACUCACCUGGUAGCCAGAACCUCGCUCGGGCUUCCAUCCCCAGCUUGCCGAAGCCAGGCAUGGGCACACUGCAGAAGCAGAAGCAGAAGGAGCAGCUCGUUCUUUGCCACAUAAUGGACUCGGGACUAGCCUGGGCUACGUGAGACUCAGCUCAUUCUUCCAUUAUCCCCGCACCUCAGCCUCCCUCGGGUGAGGCUGCUAGCAGCAGAUGCCAUGGCCAGUCCAUGUGUGGUCACAGCGAGUUUUCCUUCCUCCACUCUGGGAAGAAAAGCUCAAAUUAUCAUCUAUGCCCGAAUAAACCUCCCACUGCAGGCCAAGGGCAAAGUGACCUCUUGCUUCCUGGGGAAAGGUGGACCUUGGGCCCCAGAGUAGUCUCCAUGUCCCGUCCUAACCACCAGAUCCCUGCCUCAGCUUGGAGAAGCCUGAACACAAGGGAGCCAUCAGGAGCCAGGCCUUUAGCCCCAGCACUCAGGAGGCAGAGGCAGGGGGAUCUCUGUGAGUUCAAGGCCAGCCGGAUCCACAGAGCGAGUUCUAGGUCACCCAGGGCUAUAGACACAGUCUAGAAAAAGGUAAAGACACAAACAGUGAGAUCUGCUUUAGCUUGGGCGACCGAGAAGGGACUUCCAACCCAAGCAGAAGUCGCCAAGCCAUCCCUUGUCCUGAGCAGAAGCCAUACGCACCCUCUCUGAGUGUCUGGGACACAAUGGCCAGAUAGGACAUCACACAGCAUUUCCUGUUUCCUGCACCCCACUCCAGGCCCUGGCUCCCACCCCACUUUCCAUCUGCAUUGUGACAUUGGUUGGUUUUCAUUUCUAAUUUUAAGAAAUUCUAUUGUGCCAUAGCCACUGUCCAUGUG